Molecule: messenger RNA, 1281 nt
Organism: Drepanopeziza brunnea f. sp. 'multigermtubi' MB_m1
Lineage: Eukaryota; Fungi; Ascomycota; Leotiomycetes; Helotiales; Drepanopezizaceae
Source: RefSeq, a predicted model, not a curated record
AUGGCUCAAUCGACUGCCCCCGAAGAUGCCGUUGGCGUUGACUCGUCUCUAUCACCCACGACUUCCAAUAAAUCGAAUUCAGAGGCCUCAAAAGCUAGCAAGAUGUUGACUAACUUCACGCGGUCCAGACCCCCGGUGGGAAUGUUCCACGCCGUUGGAUCAGUGGCAUCAAAUAUCCCAACCCUUCAGGAUAUCCAGAAAGGGAACUUCGAAUCCGACGGCUGGUCCGGCCCCGGACAAAGAAGAAACAGCAAUGCCCACCGCGACUCAGACCACCACGUCCUCCGCUUCCACCGUCACAAAACCUUCCGGGACCUCCCACCCAUCACCGCAGAACCCCCCGUGGUCCUCCCGGAGAAGAAAGUCCCAGAGAAGAAAGAGUCCGAGGGUGUUGGCGUCGAAAGCAUCUCGACUCCAACGUCCGAAGGAAAAACCAUCACUGUACCUCACGACCCCUCCAUCCCCUACGCAAAUGGCUACCAAUUCCCGCCCAAACACACCAAGCGGCAAGCAGCCCGCAUCGCCCUCAUCGGCUUCGGGCGCUUUGUCAUCACCCCCAUGGGAUUCCUGCUCACGAUCUACGCCCUCAACAUCGUCGCUUGGGGCGCCAUGCUCUUCCUCAUCAUCAUCCACGCGACCCCGGCCAUGGCGCACCCGAGCUGGGACUCGUGGGACAGCGGCGCCAAGACCUGGACCGAGAUCAACUCGCAGAUUCUGAAUGCUCUGUUCUGCGUUACGAGCAUAGGCCUGAUCCCAUGGCGGUUUAGGGACCUGUGGUUCUUGCUCAUGUGGCGGUGUCGGGGGGAUGAGGGAGCCUUGAGGAGGUUGGCCGGUAUCCACAGGGACUGGUUUAGGUUGCAAGGAAGCCAGAAAGUGCCGGUUGAAUGGGAGCCGAAGACGGAUGCUCCUCCCGACGGUAUACCUGAGUCUGCGCUAUGUCUCCCUGUUGCCCUCUCCCCGGACCCACCGCUUACGGGCGAGCGCGCGCCGCCGACGGCCAAAUACUGGCUACUGGAUCUCGUGAUCUGGGCUUUUGUGUGGAAUACGCUCUUUCAGAUAGUGCUGAAUGGCCUGAUGUGGGGGAUGAGUAAGUAUAACCGCCCGGGUUGGGCCGUAGGCUUGUUUAUGAGCCUGGCCUGUAUUGUUUCUGGUGCAGGCGGUUGGGUCAUCUUUCAAGAAGGGAACAAAGUGAAGAAGGUCGAGGGCGUACCGGUUAGUGAGGAGGAUCAGAAGUUACUCAGGGAGAUGAGGGAGAAGGAAAAGGGAGAGGCCUCUGUUUAA